Molecule: messenger RNA, 5458 nt
Organism: Coturnix japonica (Japanese quail)
Lineage: Eukaryota; Metazoa; Chordata; Aves; Galliformes; Phasianidae
Gene: ANKDD1B
Product: ankyrin repeat and death domain containing 1B
Biological process (GO): signal transduction
Molecular function (GO): protein binding
Source: RefSeq, a predicted model, not a curated record
AGGUGGGGAGGAAGAGGAGCUGACAGCCGCAAUGAAGGGGCUGAGCCACCUUCUUCGUGUCAGGGAGGACACAACGCAUGGAGAUGCAGCAGCCAACCACAACAGCUGUGAGUGUGUGGGGACUAAUGUCAGGUCUAGCUUUCAGUCAGCGUAUCCCAAAGGGAAAUGCGAAGCUGUAGAUGUGAGAUCAAGAUCUGGGGUUUGUUGCAAACAUCUUCCAAGAGUCUGGCCUGCCUGGCACCGUGCUGUAAAUGCGCUCCUGACCUUGUCUGAAUGGGCUCGCUGGGUUUAGCCACAUGCUUGAGCACAUGGAAAGUUUCACAACCGAGUCACACUUCUGUGCUGGAGGGGGACACACAGCACUGGGAGGAAGUUCUGGUCUCAUUGCACACAGGGGUGUGACUCACCCUGAUGGCAGAGUUGAGAUCGCAAACUGGUCUGUUACAGAACAGUCAGCUAUGGCGUGGGCUGCAGAUAGUGAAAACGGGUUAUUUGUGGAGACUGAACAGUAAUUAUUAAGCCCCACUGUGACCAUGUCCUGUGAUUUCAAUGUGAUAAUCACUGAAAUCUGCUCUGGGCCACGCUUCCUGUUUCCAGUCUUGCAAUAAGGGUAGAUGAAGAUAAGCAGUGAAUGAAAUAUCACCAUUGGAUGCAGUAAGUGUUCUGCUCGUGACUUCUUUGAAACUGAAAUAGGAUUGUUUUAUCAAAACACUUGUGGUGCUGCAAAACCUCUAUGUUAGCCAUUUUGCUUAUAAUAACAUAAAAGCAUCUACUUAAACAGAACAAAACCCCUUACAGUGGAAUACAACUUGAAUGUGAAGAAAUUCAAAUUGAAAGCAUUUCAAAAUCUCACUUUUCUGUAAGGGGGACUUCCUGUUUUCUGACCAAUAAUUUCUGCAUCUUUUUACUUCCUUAUCCUUUGAAAAGAGGAGACAGAGUGGGACAUUCAGCGCAUUAAACUGCAAUAACAUUACAACUGCACUCAGUCCUGAUAUGCGUUGUGUGCAGACAGGAGUGCCUGUGAAGGAAAUCAGCUGACAAAAUUAGUAUUUUUGAUUAGUUCAGAAGAAAAUGUGAAAAUAAAACACAACUACUUUAAUGAAAACUCUAGGGCAUUCAGUCAAACUGCUUGGAAGAAGCCAAGGAAAAUGACCCCUCCAGAAUAGACUGAAGGCUGCAAAAGGGUGGCAGAUUGCUGCGGGUGCUUGAAAAUCAAUUGAGGGUAAUAAUGCAAGGACUGUGAAAUUCUGGAUCUCAGCUUAAGAAGAAAGCUUCCUUAAAUCUAUGGUCUGACUGCUCUCGUAAUUUCAUGCAUGAAAAUAAAUCAUUUUGCAAAAGCAGUAGAAGACUGUGCAUAAAGCGAGCACAGUAGUGCACCUAAAUUGCUGCUGUUCUUAAGUCACAGAUUAAGAUGUAUUAAGAGAGGGGGGCUGUUAAGAAACAUCGUGUCCUGAGCAAACAAAAAGUCUAAUUUUAAAGAUGUGCAUCCAGUUCAUGACUUCCAAACAGGAGAGGGGGGGUCGGUCAUUGAUCCUUUAUCAGAGCUAAAACAAAGCUUGUCUUGCUGCACUAGUGCAGUAACAAAGCACUGCUUUUUCUAGUUUCUUGAAGGCAGUAAACUGCUGGAAUGUAACAGUGCUCAUCUAUGCAUCUACAUGUCUUAUAUCUUCAUUGAAGUGUUCACCAGCAACCAAUGGGAAUGAAUACGGCCAAACUAACUGCAGUCAUCUGGUGCCCAAAGUUCUGUUUCCAUGCUUGCUUUGAACAAGAUAUCCUGCAACCAACAAAAUCUGCCUUGAAAUCUAUUGUGAAGGCCUAUAGAAACAUUACUAUUUAACUAUUCCAGUCCAAUGGUACAUUUUCAUUUGUGAGUGCUUUCUUAUUUUGUAAAAGGAAAUCUGUGAUUACAAGAGAAUCUGGGAGGAUGCUUCUGUGGCACGAGAUGCUCGUGUAAUGUCAUAUCAUAGGGAAGCUGGAAAGAGUUUAAUUAAACCAUCCAGUUUAAUUUCUAGCUUUUUGGUCCAUUCCGCUGUGGUUACUCCACUGAGAUUGUAAUUGUAGAUAAUGUGUAGGAUUCAAUUAAGUGAAUGCCAUACCAAUUUUCUGUGGUAUUUUUCCAUUUUCUCCAGUCAUACAGCCACAAGCUAUAUCUCAUUAGAUGUUAAUAAAUCUAGACGAGAGAGCCCCGAGGAACAAAUUGCUGCUGCAGCUUCUGGUUCAGCAGAGGAUGCCACUCUCUUUAUUGCUACCAUUAGACAAGUGGCCUUCCAGCUUUCAGCCCAGAAUAUUCUAGGCAGAAAACAUCCAGGUGAUGAACUUCUUGAGUGCGAUAUGCUACUAAAUUAAGAAUAUCUCAGUGCAUUUGAUACCUUCAUUUCUCCCAAGUACUGAACUAAAAUUUAAGGCAGAAACAUGCUGGUGGAGAAAUAUUCUUGCCUCUAAAUUAGCUUAACUGGUUCUCAGACUCUGGGAUUUUAUUUUCCAACUAAACAUUAAAUGUUUUGUUACAGCAAUCCAAAUGUAUCCUGCAUCUACUUCAGCCAACCAAACAGAUGUUCAUAUUUUGCACUAAGGCAUUAAAGCCAGAUCUCGGCUUAAUAGUAAAUUCCUCACUGUGUCCAAAUUUUGGGUUCAAAUUCAACCUUCUUUUUCACCUCCUCUUUUUUUUGGGGGUCCUCUAAACCACUUGUUCCCAGCUGAGGCAUAUUGUUGUGUCAUCACUACACAUCUUUAUGUAUUUUGGUGGUAUGUUUUGUUGUAGAAUAGUGACUUUUCCUAGAACAGGACCUAAGUGCUGCAUCUCAUCCUGUUCACUGUUGGGCUUAUAAAAGGUCUUGAGACCCAUUUAGAUGGCAGGAACUUCACAAAUGAACCUCUUGUUCCUGUGAGCAGAGUGAAUAAUAACAGUCUGUGAUGUGAAAAGCCCACUUCUGUUCUCACUUAAAAGCUGAGACGAGAAACAUCAGCCAGGUGUCUCUAGAGGGGAAAAAGUGCAGUCCUGAAAUGCUUCUAUGAUGAGAAAAAAGUGAUUCAUAGAGGGUGUGAAACCAGGACAAGUACCAGAAGUACUGCCAGAUGAGAGAGAAUUUCAACACGCAGCUAAAAUGAACAAUUUGGAAACCAUGGAAAAGCUGUUUAAGAAGAACCUUAAUAUAAACGCUAUGGAUCCUCUGAAGCGCACUGCGCUGCAUUUUGCUGUUGCAAGAAGUCAUACCUCUGCAGUGGAUUUUCUGCUCCAUCACAAAGCCAGAGUUGAUAUGGCAGAUCAGCAUGGUCUGACAGUGAUCCAUCUUGCAGCUUGGACUGGAAAUCUCGAUAUAAUGAGGAAAUUAGUUAAAGCUGGUGCUGAUCAAAGAGCAAAGAAUGAGGAAGGAAUGAAUGCGCUGCACUUUGCAGCACAGAACAACAGUGUUAAAGUCAUUGAUUAUUUUCUCCAAGAUCUUCAUCUGACUGACUUGAACAAGCCCGAUGGGAAAGGCAGAAAGCCAUUUCUUUUGGCAGCAGAAAGAGGCCAUGCUGACAUGAUAAAUAACCUGGUAGCUCUAAAUCUGUUUACGACCGAAAAGGAUAAGGAGGGGAACACGGCCCUACAUCUGGCAGCUAAAAAUGGCCACAGUGAAGCCGUAGAGAUUCUGCUCCAACACUGGGAUGAAAUAAAUGACCUCAAUCAGAAUGGAGAAACUCCAUUUUAUUUGUCUGUUGAAGGAGGCAACGAAAAAUGUGCCAGACUCCUCCUGGAAGCAGGGAGUGACAUCGAUGUCGUAACUCACAACAACAGCAACGCAUUGCAAGCUGCCAUUCAGAAUGGACAUCAAUCCUUGGUCACUUUUCUUAUUGAUAAGAACAUUGAUCUGGUCCCUAACCCUGAGCAGAAGAAUUCCCCUCUCCAUUUAGCAGUCAUCAAUAAUCAUCUGCUGAUAGUGAGAAAACUCUUGGAAGCGAAUCAUGAUAUAAACUUCUUAAAUCACAGGCAGGAAACUCCCCUACAUCUGGCUGCUGAUCUUGGCAAUGUAGAGAUGGUGGAAAUGCUGCUGAAGGCAGGUUGUGACCUCAAGAUCACGGACAGGCAUGGAAAAACUGCACUUGCCGUGGCUUCAAGGAGCAAUUAUGCCCUCAUUGUAGAUAUGAUCAUUAAAGCAGAAAGGUAUUAUGCCACAGAACAGGCACAUCCAGGUCACAGUGAUGGCUGGUCAGACUCUGAUUUGUCCUUCAAACAAGAUCACAGCGCACAGACCAAGCAGCUCCGUUCCUCCCUGUGGAAUCUGGCUUAUAAUCACUUAAAACCCCAGGAAUGGAAAAUACUGGCCCUGUUCUGGAAGUUCACAGAUGAGCAGAUUAAAGCUAUUGAGGAACAGUGGACAGGGAAAAAGAGUUAUAAAGAACACGGACACAGGAUGCUGCUCAUCUGGUUACACGGCGCUUUGCUGUCCUGUCAGAAUCCUGUCAAGCUUAUAUUCAAAGACUUGGUGGAAGCAGGAUUUCAGCAUUUAGCUGAGAAGAUCAGAACCGAAAGCAGCACAGACACAGAGUCCAGAAAAUGUGAAAUUUCGUGAGUUCAUUGAUACAACAUGGCGUGUGUGAUGGCAUUACAUGCCAGAUGGAGAGACUUUCAUGUACAAACAUCUUCUCUGGAAAUGAAAACGUAUUUUGAAGCUGCAUGGCUUUAUCCAACCAAGAAGAACUUGCUCUCUUGAAAUACUGGUUAUCCUUUGCUAUACAGCGAUCUAAAAUGGAUGGCUAGAUGGUAACUUAGGACCAUACUGUCAAGCAAGAGCCACACUACAAUUUCUGCAUCUGCCUUAGCGUUGCUGUAGUAAUUCCUCAUCAGAACUCCCUGCUAAAGCUGUCUUGUGGUUGACCCAAAAUGUAAAUGAGACUUUCUCUUGCUGAAGUAAAUUUAAUAAGUGAAAAUGGUGUGUACAAAUCAACGCUUCCCAAAAUAGGUCGGCACCUCACCUCAUUUGGAAUUCAGGCUUUUAUAGUCUUGCUAGGAUUACAGUUUUCCUACAGAUUUCUUGUAUAUGUCUUUAACUAUAUUUGGUGGUGUUUGCAUUAGUCUUAUGCCUAAGUUCAACCCAUUUGAACAUAUGCCUAAGUUCAACCCAUUUCAACAAGGCUGCAGAACUAUACUGAAGAUGGAGACUGGAAAACCCCAGGUUCUAGCGUUAUGGACCUCAGUUAAAGCACAAACUCUUACAUUCUGUCAGAUAUGCAUCAACCUUUGCAAUAUUCUGCAGCUUACUUGUAAAGAUGAAAACACCUAACAGUCUGAUAGACUCCAGGUGUCUAAGCAGACUCACGUCAUAUCCUGGUUGUGAAGGCCACUGCCCUGUUAUCUGCCAUUCUUUGUUUAACUAUGCCAACUACGUUUAGUAAAAGCAUAGGUAACAAAUGUGAUUUGUACUUCAAAAUAAAUGCACUAACAUUUACACUGGAAGUAAACAACAUUUUGGACACA